AUGUCGGAUACACCUCUAGCCUCAUUGUCUCUUACACAUGUCCAUUAUAACCCCGAGGAUCCCCUGUCCUUUGCAUCCGCAUGGCUCGCUCUCCUACCCCAGGCGCUCUGCGUCUCUUAUACCACUCUGAUCUGGGCAACGCGAGAAGUUGAGGUCAUAUUGAUGUUCGCAGGACAGCUAGGCUGCGAAGCAAUCAAUUUUGUGCUAAAGCGCUUUAUAAAAGAAGAACGACCGAAGGAAAUGCUUGGCAAAGGCUAUGGAAUGCCAUCGUCACAUGCCCAGUUCAUGACCUUUUUCUCCGUCUACCUUACCUUUUUCCUCCUAUUCCGACACACUCCCGCCUAUGCGACCUCCUAUCCUAAACUGGGAACUUUGCUGAGAGCCUCUGUGACUCUGAUCCUUCUGGCUGUUGCUGGUGCAGUUGCUACAAGCCGCAUCUACCUGAAUUAUCACACUCCUCGCCAAGUGCUGGCGGGCUGUGGAGCUGGUGUGGUGUGUGCAUUUGGCUGGUUUGUUAUUACCGGUCUGCUCCGUCGAUGGGGCUGGAUUGACUGGGCCGUGGAAUUGACUGUCGCCCGCCUACUACGAGUGCGUGACCUGGUGGUUAGUGAAGACUUGGCUGAGGCCGGUUGGCAACGAUGGGAAUUAUUGAGAUUGAAGCGUCGCCGUGAUGCCCGCAAAUCGCAGUAA
Molecule: messenger RNA, 690 nt
Organism: Penicillium odoratum
Lineage: Eukaryota; Fungi; Ascomycota; Eurotiomycetes; Eurotiales; Aspergillaceae
Product: phosphatase PAP2 family protein
Exons: 3
Coding region: 1-690 (229 amino acids)
Biological process (GO): lipid biosynthetic process; protein N-linked glycosylation
Cellular component (GO): endoplasmic reticulum membrane; intracellular membrane-bounded organelle
Molecular function (GO): dolichyldiphosphatase activity
Source: RefSeq, a predicted model, not a curated record